Molecule: messenger RNA, 1939 nt
Organism: Anoplophora glabripennis (Asian longhorned beetle)
Lineage: Eukaryota; Metazoa; Arthropoda; Insecta; Coleoptera; Cerambycidae
Gene: Arp6
Product: actin-related protein 6
Exons: 2
Coding region: 111-1832 (573 amino acids)
Cellular component (GO): Swr1 complex
Molecular function (GO): nucleosome binding
Source: RefSeq, a predicted model, not a curated record
AUUAGAAAAGUCAAAUCAAAACAUGAAACAAUGACAUGAUUGAGGUUAAAUGUGUCACUAGUACAAAUUAUUUUCUUUAAACUAAAAGGACACAUUAGUCUGUAAGAAUCAUGUCGAAUUUUGAACCAAAAACUUAUUCCAAACUAUCGGACAGGAAUAGAGCAAAGAGGCGUAGAAGUAGUGCUGGACCAGUAGAGUCGAAUAAAAAAGAUAACUUGAGUGCUGUUAUAGUUGAUAGUGGAGCUUACAAUAUUAAAGCAGGCUUUUCUGGUGAUGUAAGUCCUACUUUAAUACCUAAUUGUAUUAUGAAAGCAAAAUCAGAGCGAAAACGAUUAUUUAUUGGUGAUCAGAUCAACGAAUGUAGAGAUUGCUCUGGUCUUUAUUUCCUUUUACCGUGUGAGAGAGGGUACAUAACGAAGUGGGAUGUUCAGAAACCAGUUUGGGAUUAUGUAUUUAGUAAAAAUGUUUGUCCGAUAAAUGAUAACCCCGUUAUUGUCACACAACCUUUAUUUAAUUUCAAAUCAAUUCAAGACUGCAUAGAUGAAAUAUUUUUCGAAGAAUACGAAGUCGCUUCGAUGUUUCGAUUAAAUCCUACGGAUUUAGUUAGAUUAAAAUAUGCCGAAGACCGUAAACUCUCAGAUGAUGUACCUUGUAUUGUAGUGGAUACCGGUUUUAGUUUUACUCACAUCAUCCCUUACAUUAAGGGAAAUAAGUAUUUGAAUGGCAUUCGGAGGCUGAAUGUUGGUGGUAAACUGUUAACAAAUCAUUUAAAGGACAUCAUAUCUUACAGGCAGUAUAAUGUCAUGGAAGAGACUUAUGUUAUAAACCAAGUGAAAGAAGACACCUGUUAUGUAGCAGAAGAUGUAAACAAAGAGUUGCAAGUGGCUGCGAAAUCUGGAAACACAAAUUACAUAGUACGGAAUUACGUCUUACCGGAUUUUAAUAAUAUCCGAAGGGGAUACAUACAAGAUCCCAGCAAUUCCGUUCAAAAGGAAAAAGAGGAGAACUGUCAAAUAUUGAGGUUGAAUAAUGAAAGAUUCAUUGUUCCUGAAAUUUUAUUCCACCCAUCGGACAUCGGAAUGAAAAGUAUGGGUAUAGCGGAAGCUGUUGUGAAGUCAAUAUAUAGCUGUCCAAAGGAUCAACAAGAAAAACUUGCGAAGAAUGUAGUAUUAGUGGGCGGAAAUUGCAAAUUUCCUGGUUUUAAGGAGAGAAUGUAUACCGAAUUACGUUCGCAAUUACCUGACCUUUGGGAGUUGAACGUAUUUGAGCCAGAUGACCCCAUAUCUUACGCAUGGAAGGGUGGAAAACCGUUACUGAGAACUCCCGACUUUAAAAACUUUUUAGUAACAAAAGAAGAGUACGAGGAACUUGGCUCUUCAAUCAUUCAACAAAGAUUUAAUACUUGGAUGACGGAUAACUCUGCUGUAAAGGAGGAACCCAAGAAAUCGGUUGAAAUUUAUAAAUAUCUAGAUAAAAUUAAAGGUCGGACGAUUUUUGGAAAGCACGACAAUGGAAAUGCCCCCGACCUUAAAACAAACGGUGAAAGUACUACUGCUAAUGCGAUGCCGCAAGAAAAUAGUGGUAGUGGUACUCCUGUGAGUCUUGCGGAUGAGGCAGACUUAGCAACCGGCUCUGAAGAAACAUCCCAAGAUAGUUUUCAACCUGUGUCUGAACCAGAAAUUGCUAUAAACAGAACUCUUAGGAAACCUAGUGUCAAAACUAGUAGCUCCAUAACUCGAGACUAUGAACGUGAGAAUUCUGAUGCCUUAGUUUCGGAAGAUUUAACAAACUCAAUCGAGUUAUUUCCGUUGGGAACAGGAUCCUAUUUGUGAAUGCCACGGAAUUCGUCAUGCCUAAAAUUUCAGAUUUUGUAUUUUUGACGUUUUCAAAGGAACAUCCUUAUGAUUUGUAUUUAAAAGUUUUAUAAAUAAAUCACUUU